Molecule: messenger RNA, 3119 nt
Organism: Aphanomyces astaci
Lineage: Eukaryota; Oomycota; Saprolegniomycetes; Saprolegniales; Verrucalvaceae
Exons: 12
Coding region: 17-3058 (1013 amino acids)
Molecular function (GO): protein binding
Source: RefSeq, a predicted model, not a curated record
CAAAAGUACAUCAGCCAUGAGCGAUGAAGCCAGUGCGAUGGCUAUUAAGUUGGGCCUCCGCAGUGCCUACACGCAUGACUGGAAGGCCAACACGUACCACGACAACGCGUGCGACCUGUUCUCGACAGUACCGUCGGUGCCGGCGGCGGCACGAAAGCGGCAGAAGCCAGGUAAGCGACAUGCCAAUCCCGUCACCGCCGCCGCUGGCGUCAUGGAGCUGGUGGUUGGCAAGCCAACUCACAACAAGUCGUCGAACCUACGCAGCAGUGACCGCGCAUCGCCACAAGCGGUGACAACGCCUCCACCCUUUGUCAUUGGUGGUCCCCAUCUUCCACCAUCACUUGUGCAAACUAAAGAACGACGAAGGCCCCACUAUCAGAAAAAUCAGGUCGCCCCGUUGGUGUCUUCCACACAAAUCGAAAAGCCCGAUGGCGACGACUCGAUCGCAGAGCCGUUUCCAAAGUCGAACCCUUCAUCCAGGCUAGACACGACACACGACAUAUCAGGUGAGAGGAGCAGAGCGACCAGCCGCGUCGACUCCAGGCAAAGCAACGACGACGAGUACAAGCCACUCCGUCCAGACUCGGACAUGGACAACACCAGCAGGCGCACUAGUGAAAUCGACGAGGCUUCUAUUAUUUGGGAUCAACCGACGCUGUUGCGGUCCAUCACACCAACGUCCAAGUACUACGAAAACUGCGAACGGGCGAGCAUUCUUCCCGAACCCAUUAUCCAAAAAGCCCUCGCGUGCAAAGAUGGCAUUUUGAAUCUCAGUUCGUACAGCAUGGGAGACACGCUCUUGCUCGCGUUGUCGGAAAGUUUGGGCGACAUUACGUCGCUCUGCAAGAUCAACUUGAAGGACAACCGACUUAGCGACCACGGCAUCUCGACCAUCGUCGGCGGCCUCGUACGCAGUCGCGUGCGCGAACUCGACUUGUCGCGAAAUUAUUUCAACGCCAAGGGCAUUGCACACAUUGCGCCGCUGCUGACGUCCCCGUCAUCGCCCCUCAUGGAUCUCAAUUUGGAAAACAACAGGUUGGGUGACAGAGGCGUCGUCGUGUUGGCGGCGGCGGUGGCAGACAGUCGGAAUUUAACUCGACUCAACCUCAGUCGAUGCAACAUUGGCCAUCAAGGCGCGUCGGCGCUUGGCAACGCCCUGUGUGAAAACACGUCUUUAAUCGAACUCUUCCUCUCGUGGAACAAAGUGCGCGGCAGUGGCGCCACCAAACUGUCCCAAGGACUCCAGCUCAAUGUGCGGUUGGAAACGCUGGAUCUGUCGUGGAACUCGAUUGGGUCGGUGACGUCGUCCGAGGCGCUGCGGGCCAUGUGCACGACUCUGGCCGAGAACAACGUGUUGACCCACUUGGAUUUGAGCCACAACCGCCUGCUAGAGAAGGACUGCCAGCUCGUGUCCAACGCUUUGCGGGGCAAUUCGAGCCUUCGCGGACUGCACAUUGGAGGCAACGACGUUGACAUUGACGCAUAUGGGGUUGUGUUUCCAGAUGCCGCCCAGAACGACCCGGCGAGCGCGCACAUUUUUUCCCGUUUUGGGGGCAACUCUGCCAGUAAACCUGCGUGGGAAAAGAGGAGCAACUGCUGGAUAUGCGAGCGGUGGACUGAAGUCAGAUUCACGUGGAAACAACACUCGACCAAGCCUAGUGAAGUCCUUUUGAGAGCCGAGUUUGACUAUUGGACGCCUCACCACACCCUUCCCAGCUCCCACGACCCCACGAUAUGGGAGAUCCAUCGGAUGGUGCCGCCUGGAACAAUGCAAUUCUUCUUUGUGGUCGACGGAGUGGCUUCGACAACCGACGCCCACAUUGUGCAGAAGUUUCAACCGCGAAUAUGGGGUGGAAUAAGCAACUUCUGUCGUGGACUGGACAUGCCGGCUUCCAGUCAAGUCAACAUGAUCCAAGUCGAAGCAACCGACAUCCUCGCAGAUAUCAAGUGCAAACCUCGGUCGAAAACUCCCGGGCCAGGGCAAACCGACGACUGGUUUUCCAAGUCUGUCUUUUGUACUUAUCAGCAAGACACUUCCCAACAUUUAUCGAAUGCGUUCGAGUCGGAUUGGAUUGUGUCGAGGUUACCCAAGCUAAGCAAAGACCCAAAUGAGCUAGACAAGGCCAAGCAACUACUCGCCAAGAACUUUUCCAUGUUGAAAGCUGUGUUCAAGCACUAUGCGACCAGCGGGGGCACGGAUCCGUAUACACUAGGGUCGAAUGCAUUUUUCGACUUUAUUUGCGACUGCGAUGUAGUCGACCAAGACACUUGUACACGGGCCGAAGUGGAAAUGAGUUUUAUUUCGGCCAGCUCGUCGGGGCCUAAGACCAAGUGGAACACGCGGCGCAGUCUAUUUCGCUUUCAGUUUAUCGAGACGAUUGCGUUUCUGGCCGUGUCCAAGUUUGUCAAAUCCAAGCGCGCGACGUCCGUCCAUGAUGCCAUUGCCAUGUUCGUGCAGCAUCACAUUGAACCGCACGCUACUUGGCACGACAGCCAGGCGUAUCGAACUCACAAGUCGGUGGAUGCGCAGCCCAGUUGCCUCUACUCGCCCCAAGUGGACUUGAUCUUCAAGGAUCACUUGUACCUGCUCAAGGAAGUAUUUGCAUCUUUUGCUGGCACGAUCGACACGACCCCCCCUACCACCAACGAAAAAGCCAAGCGGCUGAGCUUUGCCGAAUUCACGAGUUUAUGCGACGAGGUGCACUUGACGGACGAGUCGUUGCCAGCUCGGGACUUGAAAAUUGCGCUCAUGCGAUCGAAAGAGACCGAAAUCUUUGACCCACUGGGGGACGGUGACGACUGGAAGCGCAUCACGUUUGGCGAAUUCCUCGAAGCAUGCGCGCGGAUGGCCGAUGGAAAAGACUACUCUGAACUAUAUGACCGCGUCAAGCUAGCAGCGCGUUCUGCGGCUGUGGACGGCACUUCAUUUGAGUUUUUAAAAGUCCACACGUCCACAGUCGACCAGUGGAGAAGCCACACUGGCCAGUUUGGCCUGAAACUUCCUGUACGAGAUAUGGACAUUUAUAUCCAACUCAACUUGGACGUACUAGUAGCUUGAUGUUGUCAUUGUGAACUGCUGCGAGAUUGACAUUGAUGGCUUAUAAGUACACGAUGAUCAU